This is a messenger RNA of Lingula anatina, 1860 nucleotides long. RefSeq names its product programmed cell death protein 10. Gene Ontology annotation, cellular component: FAR/SIP/STRIPAK complex. The record is from RefSeq and is a predicted model, not a curated record. Gene Ontology annotation, biological process: positive regulation of MAP kinase activity; regulation of Golgi organization. Gene Ontology annotation, molecular function: protein kinase binding. Lineage: Eukaryota; Metazoa; Brachiopoda; Lingulata; Lingulida; Lingulidae.
CACACCGAAAACGAGACUGUUGACCUCACACCCAAGGAAGCCAUUUUACCUGACAGGUAGCGCGUCAAUGAAAGGUUUAUUUUAUAGCGAUCAUUUGGGAAUUUUUGUCAAUAGGUGACACCGGUACACUUAGAAAUAGUGAAUUCAAACAGGGAAAUGCCCAAGAAGUAGAGUAGAUCGUUCCAGUUUCCAGCAGAUCACGUCAAAUUUCGAGCCCGCCGUGCCAGGUGUCAUAAAGUUUUGGGUCGUGAUUCACACAGGUCUUGAGUACGUCAACUGUGAAAAAGUUUUCUGUAUCUUAAAAGUUUAUUCGGAACUUAGCAGAACAACUAGCAGAAGAUGACCAUGGGGGAUGAAGCGCUGUUUGCCUCCAUGGUGAUGCCGGUGGUGUUUGGACCUAUUUUAGAAAAGCUUGAGAAGAGAGACAUAGGAGCUGCACAAACUCUCAGAGCUGCCCUAACAAAAGCUGAAACUAACCACCCUGGACUGGCUUAUGACAUGGUGAAAGGCAUCCUAAGGAAAGCAGAGCUGGCAGGAAAAGUAGACAUGUGUGAAAGUCUUCUCAGGUUAGAGGGACUCAACCAGUCAGAUGAGUUCCGCAUUGAUCGUCCAGAACCAGCCUUCCAGGAGCUCAACCAGCAGUCUGCCACACUGAAGAAGAUUCUGAGCAGGAUCCCAGACGAAAUUUAUGACAGAAGAAAGUUUUUAGAAACUAUUAAGGACAUAGCUAGUGCCAUUAAAACUUUACUGGAUGCAGUGAACAGUGUAGUCAAUUAUAUACAGGGACCAGAAAAUAAGCAGUUACUUGACCAGAGGAAAAGAGAAUUUGUGAAGUAUUCCAAAAGGUUUAGCAACACACUUAAAGAAUUCUUUAAAAAUAACCAGAAAUCGGACGUAUUUCUCAGUGCAAACUAUCUGGUCAAUCAAACCAGUGUGAUAAUGAAGACUGUGAAAGCAGCUUGCUGACUUUGAACAUUGUGCUGGUUGUGACAAAGCAAGGCACACCUAACACAUUCUCUGCAUCCCUGUGCAGAGUAAUAUAUGAAUAGUUAACUGCCAGAUCUAGUAGUCUGAUUAGAUGACAUCUUCCAAUGUGAGAAUAUAAAAGAAGAGGAUUAUUUUAGACUGCUAAUUGAUAUAUGCAUAGGGAGAUCUGUAGUGUGUUGUUGAGGACUGAUGGCGGAAUCAGAAUAAUUAUUUAGUAAAUUGGUUCACGAGUUGACUGAAGUUGAAACUUUUGAGGCAUUUUUGGCACAGGCUAGGUGAAAACAAUGUGGAUGAUUGGUUUCUGUGGCCAUCAGAUGAAAUAUUUUCUGCAGCAAACUAUUUUCGUAUGAGCAGAACAGUAUGAAAAAUCAACCUUGACUCUUCUGAAGGUCAAGGUUAGACACUAUUUUCGAGGUUUUUGCUUUAGACGGAGGAGUUUCAAGGGCAGCUCAUGACAUGCUAAAAUCUUCACUGACCAGAGGGACAACUUGAGAGAAAAUGGCAACCAAUUAUCAUAUAUAAAAGCUAUAUUUAUAAAAGGUCAUUACGUUCUAGAAUGAAAAAUGGUUGGAAAUUUUCAGGAGUUUGAUGAUUCAUUAGGUAUGGCCAUGUUAUCUAUUAGAACACGAGGAAUGGAAGUUCAGUUAAUUGCUUAGUCUACUCAUUGAGGUUGUUUUGGCAUGAACUUGUAAGCUUAUUUCUAAUGCAGCACUGGAAUCCUAUGGUAUAGGUUCUCAAGCAAAUGAAUAUAAAUAGGUGCUUCUCACUUUAAAGUGGAACCAAAUUUUAGAGGAAAAAAUGACAAAAUUAGUUGCACUUACAAAAAGUAGUAGUGGUUGCUAAACCAAAAUUAGGGAAAUUAGCUUUUAUAUU